GUCAGGGUUAACGGCACAAGGAGGCGAGCGGCCAGUCGGCGGCGCGGCGAAGGCGGUGUUACACGCGCGACUCUUCAGUGCUCUGCUUGCGACCGGCUCGAGAUAUCCGCUGCCCUUACCGCAGCACCGCCGACCCAGGACGCAGCAGGACACCACGAGCCAUGACGGCGACCCAGAGCCCCGCCGCGCGCUGGACCGCGACGCUGCUGCUGCUGGCGGUCAUCCAGGUUCCUCAGGCCGCCGGGAGAAUAGCUUUCGAAAAGCUGACGGAGCUGGACUACAAGGGGACCACCUACUUCACGAUCAAGAACCUGACGAUGUUCGAGUGCCAGGGCUGGUGCCGGGAGGAGCCGGAGUGCCAGGCCGCGUCCUACAGCUUCGUGGUGAACCCGAUGAUACCGGUCCAGGAGACAGUGUGCCAGCUGCAGAACGAGACCUCGGCCAGCAACCCGUCGGCCGUGCCGCAGAGAUCCGUCAACCUCUACUACAUGGUCAAGAAUCAGAUACGGUCAGACAACGUGUGCCUGCGGCCAUGGACUUUCGAACGGGUUCCUAACAAGAUGAUCAGAGGAUUGGACAAUGCACUUAUAUACACGUCUACAAAGGAAGCUUGCCUGGCAGCCUGCCUUAACGAGCACCGGUUCACGUGCCGCUCGGCCGAGUACAACUACGUGACGCUGCAGUGCCACCUGAGCGACUCCGACCGCCGCUCCACGGGCCAGUACGUGCAGUUCGUGGAUGCCCAGGGCGUCGACUACUUCGAGAACCUCUGCUUGAAAGGUAACGCUGCUUGCAAAGGCAACAGAAACUUCGCAGUUCCCCGCCUCGGAGUGCCGGAAGACAGGGUGUCGCAGUACGCGAGUCUUCACUACUACGUGGACAAGGAGCUACAGGUGACGAGCGACGCGUCGUGCAAGCUGGCGUGCGAGAUCGAGAGCGAGUUCCUGUGCCGCUCGUUCCUGUUCCGCGGGCCGCCGCUGGGCGGCGCGCCCAACUGCCAGCUCUUCCACCUGGACCACCACACGCUGCCCGACGGGCCCAGCUCCUACCUCAACGCCGAGCGCCCGCUCAUCGACGACGGAGCGCGCGUCGGCACCUACUACGAGAACGUCUGCGAACGGGCCCUCGCGGGGUCGCCGCAGGACACGCUGCCUGUGGUGUUCGACAGCACGGACGACCCCGCCAUCAACAACCUCACUCGCACGGACGUCAACUGCGACAAGACCGGCACGUGCUACGACGUGGCCGUGAACUGCAAGGACACGCGCAUAGCGGUGCAGGUGCGCACCAACAAGCCCUUCAACGGCAGGAUCUACGCGCUGGGCCGCUCGGAGACGUGCAACAACGACAUACAGAACAGCGACCUGUUCCGCCUGGACCUCACCAUGAGCGGCCAGGACUGCAACACCCAGUCCGUGACGGGGGUGUUCACCAACACCGUGGUCCUGCAGCACCACAGCGUCGUGAUGACCAAGGCAGACAAGAUAUACAAAGUCAAGUGCACCUACGACAUGUCCUCCAAGAACAUCACCUUCGGCAUGAUGCCCAUAAGGGACCCCGAGAUGAUCAGCAUCACAUCCGCCCCCGAGGCGCCUCCCCCGCGCAUCCGCAUCGUGGACGGCCGGGGCCACGAGGUGGAGACGGUGCGCAUCGGCGACAAGCUGUCCUUCCGCAUCGAGAUCCCCGAGGACACUCCUUACGGCAUAUUUGCAAGAAGCUGUGUAGCCAUGGCUAAGGACUCGAAGAGCACGUUUCAGAUCAUAGAUGAUGAAGGAUGUCCCGUGGAUCCCACCAUCUUCCCAGCCUUCACCCCCGACGGCAACGCUCUCCAGUCGGUGUACGAGGCGUUCAGGUUCACAGAGUCGUACGGCGUCAUAUUCCAGUGCAACGUCAAGUACUGCCUGGGCCCGUGUGAGCCGGCCGUGUGCGACUGGGGCCACGAGUCCAUCGAGUCCUGGGGCAGGCGGAGGAGGUCCGUGGCGUCCAACCAGACGGCGGAGGCCGAGGACGACAUGAUGCUCAGCCAGGAGAUCCUCGUGCUCGACUUCGGGGACGAGAAGAACACCGACUUCUUGAGGAACGAGGCCUCCUACUCAGAGUUCAGCAGAGACAAGACUGUGACGAUGACGGAGCAGUGCCCCACCAAGACGUCCGUGAUGGCCCUGGGGGUGACGUGUGCGCUCAUGGUGCUCAUAUACCUGGUCACCAUCUUCUGCUACUACAUGAAGAAGUGGCUGUCGCCGAGGAAGGACAUGGCCUAGGGCCCGACGACGGUGCGGCCCCCUCCCCCCCCACCCGAGACAUCGAGCUGAGCCCGCCGCGGUUCCACGCGCAAACCGAACCUCGAGUGAGCCGGUCCUCUGUGGCGCCGAGCUCCCCGCGUUCGUGCAGACGCAAGCACACGUGAUACGCGCCAGGAGCGAUAAACUACGUGCCAACAAGCCAGUGCAGAGUUGCGACUUGCGUACGGAGAUUCUAAAUAAAUAAAAAAAUACUCUUGCGGGUUCUCCAGUUCUUAAAUCAUCUCAAAAGUGGCUUCGAGGGAACCUAGUGCAGUGAAGAUGAUUAGCGACGUGAGCAGAUAUGUACACGAGUUGCUGUGAGUUGAGUUUUGACUUCGAAUAUAAGAGUGCCCAUGCACGGCCUUUUAAAAAAAAAUUUCAAGUUGGGAAUUUUCGGAAACAAAAUUUUACUUGCAAAGUAAGUUUGUCAAUACAAAAUAAUGUUGUAAAUGCGCAAAAAAAAAAUCAUAUGCUACACAUUCAUACACACAAUGCGUGUGUGGUGGAUAUUGUAUAUCAAUGGGUUUGCUGAAUCAGCAACAAUUUGAACUGCGACCUGUCUGGAAACUUAUUUGCUCGUCGCUAAUCACAAGAUAGUCUAUCUCUACGAUAGUAUUCUGAGUGUGUUUUGGAAGUGAGCCAAUGCGUUCGCUUAAAACACACUAUGGGGUUUUCUGGCAAAGGGAAAAGGUAUGUGGUUGUUCAACCUAUUUAUUUAUUUAUUUGAAAUAACUUUUUUGUAAAUAUUCCUUACAUCUGUGUGCCUGUAUUAAUACUCUUAUUUAUACAACAAAUUUUUACAAUAAAAUUAUACAAAAAGAAAA
This is a messenger RNA of Bacillus rossius redtenbacheri, 3106 nucleotides long. RefSeq lists its product as uncharacterized. Bases 162 to 2261 code for a protein of 699 amino acids. The record is from RefSeq and is a predicted model, not a curated record. NCBI's taxonomy places the organism in Eukaryota, Metazoa, Arthropoda, Insecta, Phasmatodea, Bacillidae. The transcript is spliced from 16 exons.